UUAAGGGGUGUCUGUAGCCCGGCAUGCAGCGCUGUUCCGUGCUAGGCGUUGCAGUGCGAGCUGUGAUGGAAGCAUCGACCGCGAAGCCGGGUUGAGGAGCAGACUGUGCAAGCGGCCACGGGGAUUCUCAGCCCAGCGGCGGCUGUUCGCUGCCGGCUGCCCAGCGCGCACCAUGACUGCCAACACCGCCGGUUGCCGCUUUGCAGAUUACUUCGCCAUAUCUGGGCUUGACGUGGAGACCGGAUUGGAGCCGGACGAGCUCUCGGCCUUAUGCCAGUUCUUACAGGCUUCUAAAGGCAGAGAUGGUGCUGGGCGUGUCAGUUCAAGUGCAGAUGAAGGUGAAAACUAUGAGCAGAGCCCAUUGCGCCGAACUUUUAAAUCUAAAGUGUUGGCUCACUAUCCCGAAAAUGUGGAAUGGAACCCUUUUGACCAGGAUGCUGUUGGGAUGCUCUGCAUGCCCAAAGGCCUAUCCUUUAAAACGCAAUCUGAUAACCGAGGUCCACAGUUCCAUUCGUUUAUCAUCACACGUGAAGAUGGUUCUCGCACUUAUGGAUUUGCCCUCACCUUUUAUGAAGAGGUGGCAAGUAAACAAAUCUGCAGUGCAAUGCAAACACUGUAUCACAUGCAUAAUGCAGAUCAAUACGACAUCCUUCAUACCUCAUCUACAAUCUGCAUAAACUCCUCUGAGAAUAUCUCUGACAAUUGCAGCGACUUAUCUACCGGAGUGACAAAGCUACAGCGUUUUAACUCCUACGACAUUAGCAAGGAUACGCUGUAUGUCUCAAAAUGCAUUUGCUUGAUUGCACCCCUUCCUUUCAUGCACGCCUGUAAGAAGGUUCUUGAGCAACUCCAUCAAGCUGUGACUUCUCCUAAACCACCUCCGCUGCCACUGGAAAGUUAUGUUUACAAUAUCCUCUAUGAAGUGCCGCUGCCGCCAGCAGGAAGAUCUUUAAAAUUUCUGGGUGUUUAUGGCCCAAUUAUUUGCCAAAGGCCAGGCACCAAUGAGUUACCACUAUUUGACUUUCCAAUUCAUGAAAUGUUUGAACUCUUGGGCCUGGAAAAUAUUCUCCAACUCUUCACCUGUGCAUUGCUGGAGAUACAAAUCCUGCUCUACUCCCAACAUUACCAGAGACUGAUGACAGUAGCAGAAAGUAUCACUGCAAUACUCUUUCCCUGCCAAUGGCAGCAUGUGUAUGUUCCUAUACUCCCUGCAUCACUCCUUCAUUUUUUAGAUGCUCCUGUUCCCUACUUGAUGGGUUUACAUUCCAAUGGACAGGAUGAUCGGUCCAAAUUAGAGUUACCACAUGAGGCAAAUCUGUGCUUUGUGGAUAUAGACAACCAUUCCAUUGAGCUGCCUGAAGACUUGCCACAGUUUCCAAACAAAUUAGCAUUGAUUCAAGAAAUCUCUGAAAUCCUAAUGGCUUUUGGGAUUCCACCUGAAGGGAACUUGCACUGCAGUAAAAGUACCUCUAAGCUGAAAGAUUUUAAAGAGAGCAACGUGGUCUGCGAUAAGAAGAAUGGAAAUGUAGCUGGGUUGGCACUGAGCACCUAUGAAUUACUAAAGGAAAAUGAGACCAUGGCAAGGCUGCAGGCCCUUGUGAAGAGGACUGGAGUCAGUUUAGAGAAGCCAAUCCCCGCACUUACUCCUUCACCUGCUGCUUCCUUGAAGCUGGAAGUAAGAGUAGAAGCUGGAAGUAACAAAGAUUUUAAAGUUCAUUGUGACGAGGAGGAACUGAAGAUUCAUCAGCUUAACAUCAAGAUCAGGGAGAUCUUUGCCAAUCGCUUUACUCAGGUGUUUGCUGAUUAUGAGGUGUUUGUAAUUCAACCAAGCCAUGACAAGGAAUCCUGGUUCAAUAAUCGGGAACAAAUGCAGAACUUUGAUAAGGCUUCUUUCCUUUCAGACCAGCCAGAGCCUUAUCUACCAUUUCUGUCCAGGUUUCUUGAAACACAAAUGUUUGCAUCAUUCAUUGAUAAUAAAAUAAUGUGUCACGACGAUGAUGAAAAAGACCAAAUUCUUAGGGUAUUUGAUACCCGAGUUGACAAAAUAAGGACUUUGAAUGUUAGAACACCGACACUCCGUACAUCCAUGUAUCAGAAAUGUACGACUAUUUAUGCAGCAGAGAAGGCUAUUAAGCUGAGACUUGCCAAAAUUGACCACACCGCAGUACACCCUCACCUACUAGAUAUGAAGAUCGGCCAGGGAAAAUAUGAAUGUGGAUUCUUCCCAAAACUACAGCCAGAUGUGCUCUCCUCCUCACCAGCCUGUAACAAAUGGGUGAAGAGAAGUGCGCCAGCCCAGUGGAGGCGAAAGGACAGGCAAAAACAGCACACCGAACACCUACACUUGGAUAAUGAUCAAAGAGAGAAAUACAUCCAGGAAGCUCGGAGCCUUGGCACAGGUGUGCGUCAGCCCAAGUUAUCCAACCUUUCGCCAUCAGUAAUUGCACAUACCAACUGGAAGUUUGUUGAGGGUCUGCUGAAGGAAUGUCGUAACAAAACAAAGCGCAUGUUGGUGGAGAAAAUGGGGCGUGAAGCUGUGGAAUUGGGUCAUGGGGAGGUGACCCUCACAGGAGUGGAGGAAAAUACAUUAAUAGCCAGCCUCUGUGAUUUGUUGGAGAGAAUAUGGAGUCAUGGACUACUGGUCAAGCAAGGUAAAUCAGCCCUCUGGUCUCAUCUGUUACAUUACCAGGAGAGUAAAGAGAAAAAUGAAGCUUUGCUUGGAACCACCAGCAGCCCAGGACUCAUCCACGAUCAAGAUAGGAGGAAAAUUGAUAGUUCUUGCAUGCCUCCCUUGAAGAUCUCUCUCACACGGGAUAUGAGGCAUAUUCAGAAUAUUGGUGAGAUCAAAACUGACGUGGGCAAGGCUCGAGCUUGGGUGAGACUUUCGAUGGAAAAGAAACUGCUGUCUAGACAUCUCAAGCAGCUGCUAUCAGACCAUGAGUUAACAAAAAAACUUUAUAAACGUUAUGCCUUCCUUCGCUGUGAUGAUGAGAAGGAACAAUUCUUGUACCACCUCCUUUCAUUCAAUGCAGUGGAUUACUUCUGCUUUACAAAUGCAUUUACAACAAUCAUGAUUCCAUACCAUGUGUUGGUCAUACCCAGUAAGAAGUUGGGUGUCUCCAUGUUCACAGCAAAUCCCUGGAUCUGUAUCUCAGGAGAGUUGGGAGAGACUGGUAUCUUACAAAUACCCAAAAGUAUCCUUGAAAUGACAUUUGAGGAGAAAUACUCAUUGCGGACUUUGGCCAACUUCUACUGCUCCACACAAAGAGGGUCACCUUGGUUCCUGAGGUGUCAGAACUUGGGAAAACUUACAACUGUGCUGAUUGGCCAUGAUAACUCAGGGUUGUAUGCCAAAUGGCUUGUGGACAGUGUUGUGGUUCGGAAUGAAAUAACGGGACACGCAUACAGAUUUCCAUGCGGCAGGUGGCUCGGAAAAGGAGUAGAUGAUGGGAGUCUGGAAAGGAUUCUUGUUGGCGAGCUUGCAUCUGCCACUCUGGAAACCGAUGAGCGUCACUGUCGCACUCCCCCGAUGCAGCAAUCCCCAAGUAUGAUAAGGAGAUUUGUCAAUAUAACUCCUGCCAAUAGACCAAAGCUAAACACUGGCCAAAUACAAGAAUCUGUAGGUGAAGCCAUCAAUGGGAUUGUCAAACACUUUCACAAGCCUGAGAAGGAGAGGGGCAGCCUGACAUUACUACUCUGUGGGGAAAAUGGACUUGUGACAGCUUUAGAGCAGGUGUUCCACCAUGGAUUCAAGUCACCGCGACUCUUCAAAAGUGUUUUUAUUUGGGAUUUUUUGGAAAAAGCAUUUGUCUACUUUGAGAGUUUGGAACAUACAGAACAAACCCAGGAAGAGAACUGGCAAACUCGGGCUAAGAAAUUUUGCACCUUCGUUGCUGCCAUUAAUACUGCCCCUCGGAACAUUGGCAAGGAUGGAAAGUUCCAACUACUUGUGUGUCUGGGGGCAAGGGAUCACCUCUUGCACAACUGGAUUGCGCUGCUAGCUGAUUGCCCCAUCAUUGCUCAGAUGUAUGAAGAUACAGCUCUGAUUAAAGACCACACUCUAGUUAACUCUCUCAUCAGAGUGCUGCAAACCUUACAGGAAUUUAAUAUCACACUGGAGACGUCACUGGUCAAAGGUAUCGACAUGUAACUCCAUUCACCAGCAUCCAACGGAAGACCAUACAAAAAAAUGACGCAUACGUAACAUCCAAUUUUCCAACUGCAAAGGGAACCCGCUCUAGUAGAAAUCAACAACUUGUUUUGAAGUUACAGGAGCUAUUUGCCAUAUAAUAUAUGCCCAGAGCUGUUUUGAACCGAUACCCAAGAUUGGGAAGGCAAUUGUAAGGUUUGAGAAAAUAUGCAUCUGUGCAGAUUUUUAAUGUUGUUGUCAAUUGUAGGUAAUCGUUCUUGGUUGUACAGUGUUGUGCAGCCUAUCCAAGAAUGAUGCUUGUUUCAAACUUUUUUUUCUAAAAGAAGAAAAGUAUUAAGUUUGAUUUAUUUUGCUGCAGAUUGCCAAGACUUGCACUGUUAAGCUGCAGUUGAAAUAGUGUCUGAAAUUUUAAAUGUAUAUAAAGCCUGUGCACUGAAUUAUGCACAGCAUUUACUUUGUAGCUGCUAAAAAGUGUGUGUGUUUGUAUGUAUGAGUGUGUGUAUGUGUAUAUAACAUGCAAUGUGUGUGUCUGUAUAUAUGUGAUAUAAUGUUUAUAUGUGUGUCUGUGAUAUACAUAAACAGUAUUCUUGUAAAUUAAAUUAGCAAAUUGGUAACAUUUUUUCAAAUGCCGGUGAGCAAGGAUUGAAAAUAACAUGCUGAUAUUGUGCUGAGAAAACACAGUAUUCAUAACAUUUUUGAAUUAAAAGAAAGAUACUCUUCCUCAGUUUUCUGUUUACCUUCUGUUACAUAGAGUUGAGAAUUGAUAGCCCAUAAUUAAUGUUAGUCCUUGGCAUUCAACUGCUGAUGAAGUCACUUUAUGAGUUUGUGCAGUGCAACAUUAAAGUCCAAAAAGCUGUAUGUUCACAAUUUGUUUUAGUGUGCACAUGUAUGGCUUAUGUUUUUUAACGCAUUUUCUAGUUGGCUGCUACUAUCUAUUGUAAUACCAUCUAUGAUCCUGGGAACAUGAGAAGAAUUUCUACCAACAGGGUUAUCACACUUCAAUUUAAUGUUUACUCUCUUUACAUUCUGUGCAUGUGUCGGAUAUUAACAUUCCUGGGCAUGAAAAAUAUGUUUUUUUGAGUAUCUGGGUUUUCUUUUAUAUACAUUAUGGGAUUACCCCCUAUUUAUCACAUGAAUAUACUUUAACAAAAGCGUUCUGGAUUUCUUACUCUGAUAUAAUGAGGUAAAAUGAUUUUCCAUCCAGCUGUGAUUUUUAGACUGUGACGUUUUAGACUUUAUCAAAUUAUAUUGUUGCAAGUUAUUUUUCUGUAAAGUGGGCUCUAAUAUUCCUGUGAAGUUUUAUUACAGUAAUAAAGAUUUAGCACAAUAUUAUUUUUACUAGCAAUAAUAUCAGUAUUUACUGUGUUUGUUGUGCCAGUGAACUUGAUAAUAGCCAUAUUUAAUAUCCAGAUUGUUGUUCACAUACCUUGAAAUGUCUGCAAAAUCAAUUAAAAAUCAACAACUAAUUUACAUUUGAGGCAAAAUGACCAACAAACCAUGUGUAAUAAAUAGCAUAACUUUAGCACGAGGGUGGUAAAUCUAUACUAUUCAUUGCCACAGACGGCUGUGGAGGACAAGACUUUUGGUAAUUUUAAAGCAGAGAUUGAAAGGUUCUUGCUACGUAAGGGUAUCAAAAGUUACGGGGUAAAGGCGAGAGAAUGAGGUUGAGUGGGAAAGAUAAAUCAGCCAUGAUUGAAUGGCAGAGUAGACUCAAUGGGCCGAAUGGCCUAAUUUUGCUCCUUAUGAACUUCUAACGGAAACUAGUUUGUUUCUGUUACCCGAAACACAUGAAACAGUAGUGAAAGGCUUGGAUAGAGUGGAUGUGGGGAAGAUGUUUCCACGAGUGGGAAAGUCUACGACUGGAGGUCAUAGCCUCAGAAUUAAAGGGUGCUCUUUUAGAAAGGAGGUGAGGAGGAAUUUCUUUUGUCGGAGGGUAGUUAAUCUGUGGAACUCAUUGCCACAGAGGGCUGUGGAGGCCAAGUCAGUGGAUAUUUUUAAGGCAGAAAUAUAUAGAUUGUUGAUUAGUACGGAUGUCAGAGUUUAUGGGGAGAAGGCAGGAGAAUGCGGUUAGGAGGGAGAGAUAGAUUGAAUGGCGGAGCAGACUUGAUGGGCUGAAUGGCCUAAUUCUGCUCCCAUCAUUUAUGAUCUUUAGAUGAUCCUGCGAAACAACAUUAAUAGAUUGGACAUAGCUAUUAUUGAUCAUUUAACAAGUUGUGUUUUAAUUUGCCACUGUUUCGACUGUGAUUUUAUUUGUGUGACAAUGAUAUAGCAAGAGAAAAGCUUAUGCCUUGGAAGAUCCACCAUAUAUUUUCUUAACCAAAUAAACUGAAUGAUUGCAAAAUAAUAUGAUGACUGAGAAGGAAGUGUAAAUUAGAAUCUGUAAAAUCAAUAUCAAAUCGGAUUCAAAAUGAGAAAUAAUGAACAAUAAAGAAUAAAAAUAGAAUAUGCAAGGAAAAAUGUUACAUUUCACAUUUUUAAUUCUCCAUGAAUUAAAACCUGAAGGAAUUAAGUGGCACUUGUAAUAACAAUGUUUAAUAUCUAUUUAAUAAUUAUUAACACACAUAUUGUUAAAGUAUGUGCAUUACGACAACUUUCCAUGUUGAAUUGUUGGUAUCCAAGAAUUCCAUCUUGGUAUCACCAAGUAGAUGAACAAAGAGGCAGAGAUAUACCAUUUUCAUAAUGCAGUUGACUGAACAUCACAAAUUAGAGAAUAAUUUUUCAAUAUUUGAACUUAAUUGUACUGCUUCUCUUGCUCAGAAUUUGCAGCAUUGUUUGUACAUCAGUAAACAAAUGUGCCAGUACAGCUGCUUUUAUUUUCUGGAAUAAUAUUUCAAUUGGGCCAUUAGAAAUUUGACAUUGCCAGGUAGAAACCAGAAUUGCAAUUCAGGGUGUCAGUCCAAUAGUUUAGUAACUGCACCAAAGAAUAACACCACCAAGUGGACAUAAUGGCUUCUUUGUCUGUUCAACUUGGUGCUUUUUUUUAAUAACAUAAUGUAACAAUUGUAUCCCAAGUGUACAAUAGAAGUGAGGAGAGAUGACAAACCAGGGACUAUAAAGUACAAGGUAACAACUAAUGAAUCAAAAAGUGAGCCUGGGAGAGGCUUCUUUAUCAAGGCAGGUCAGAACAUGAAACAUCAGAAGGAGUAUCUGAGGCAAAUAGCAUGAUACAUGUGGGGGAAAACUAAAUGAACACGCAUUGAAAAGUAAUCUAUGAUAGCAGAUUUAGGUGAAAAAACUCAGUACGUCAAAGGCAAAUGGUGUAUGAUUAAAUUUAAAUUGUUUUAUUGUUCAAAUUGUAUAGAUGUAUGGAAUCAUUUUCCAGAAUUUUUAAUUAUCAGCAAUUGUACAUUUAAUAUUCUUAGUUUUAAGUUCUAAGCUACAGGCAGAGGUUGGGCAAGCCAGAACUAUUUCUUGGAGCACAGAAGGCUGAGGGGAGAUCUUAACGAGGUGUAUAAAAUCAUAAGGAGAAAGGGGUGAAUGCACAGUUCUUUUUACCAGGGUUGAAGAACUAGAUGGGAGAAGAUUAAGGUGAGAUGGAAAAUAUUUUAUAGGAACCUAAGGGGCAACGUUUUCAUGCAGGGGGUGAGGAGUACUGUAUAUGGAAUGGGCUGCCAGCGGAAGUAGUUGAGGCAGGUACAAUAAAAACAUUUAAAAUACAUUUGAAUAGGUGCAGGGAUAUGAACAGUUUAGAGGGAUGUGCGCAAAUUGGACUAACUUAGAUGAUAAAUGUUGGUAGGCAUGGACAAAUUGGGCCAAAGAGCCUGUUUUCAUACUCAAUUACUUCAUGUAGAUAAUGUGGGCAUCAUUCUGUUCCUAAUUUCAAUAGAGACCAUUUUCCCUUUUUAACAGUGGUGUUAUUUUCCAAACAUUUCUUCUCUCGCCCCCGUUUUUCUCAUUCGCACCACACGACUACACACCAGUGUGUCCAAUUUAUAAAUCCUCAAUGAAUAUUUGGACUUGCUGACUAAAACUGGGUCACACGUUUUGUAUCCAAUGCAAUGAAAAGGCGAUGGUAAAUUGUAAAGGAAAAGUGGAAUUUGCCGCCAAGUUACACAAAUUUCAGUUUUCCGAUCUUCAAUGCUCCUGAUAAUGUACUGAGGACAUGCAAGGAACUGCAGAUAGUGGUUUACAAAAAAACUUGCAGUGCUGGAGUAACUAUUUGAAGUUUACGGUAAGAGAUGCAACUGGCUUCCUUACCAUUCUUUCUUUCAAAAUGCUACUUAUAAUUUAAUUUCAUUAGUUAUGUAGCUUAGUGCUACUUAAGAAUUUUUUUAAAUCAUAAAACCUUAAUCUAAAUACAUGUUCUGGUAUUGUGAAUCUCAAUGGUGAUAAUGGAGUUUCUCCAAAACUGCUCUUUCUCUAAAACACUCUUUAGGAGAGUCGAAAGGACACAGGAAUAAAUGUGGCUUGCCUUGCUAGAAUGAGAGCAUUUAAUAUCUUUUGGUACACUCAUGUUAGAGCUUGAAGUGUUCGUUCAAUCACUUACUUAAAGGUUCUCGCUUUAAGUGCCCUCAGUACUAACUUCACCUU
Leucoraja erinaceus (little skate) is the source of this 8680-nucleotide messenger RNA. It is a transcript of the gene dennd5a, whose product is annotated as DENN/MADD domain containing 5A. Lineage: Eukaryota; Metazoa; Chordata; Chondrichthyes; Rajiformes; Rajidae. Bases 173 to 4150 code for a protein of 1325 amino acids. The transcript has 25 exons. Gene Ontology annotation, molecular function: guanyl-nucleotide exchange factor activity; small GTPase binding. The record is from RefSeq and is a predicted model, not a curated record.